This is a messenger RNA of Raphanus sativus (radish), 1294 nucleotides long. RefSeq lists its product as uncharacterized. NCBI's taxonomy places the organism in Eukaryota, Viridiplantae, Streptophyta, Magnoliopsida, Brassicales, Brassicaceae. Bases 134 to 1075 code for a protein of 313 amino acids. Gene Ontology annotation, molecular function: prostaglandin-E synthase activity. The transcript has 6 exons. Gene Ontology annotation, cellular component: mitochondrion. The record is from RefSeq and is a predicted model, not a curated record.
UAGUAGAAAAGGAACGAAAAAUCUGAAAAGCUGGAUCGUGGAUACAUCUAAAACCCUAAAAACCCCAAUUGGUUGAAUAAACCGCCACCAAAGCGAACAAUCAAAGAUCUCAUCUCAUUUUCCCCCAGCAGCUAUGAGGAGAGUUACCGGACUCGCUGCGCGCACUAUCUCAUCCUCCGUCGCUGUCCUUCCACGGCUCGGUCAUACCACAGCGAUGAUGACCACGAUUCCUUCUUCCGAGCCUCCGUCCCCGAGAUUUGGUGGUCUACCCACGCCCACUUUUGCCGGCGGAGUCGCUGGGAUUGUUUUCUUUUCCGCCGCCGCCGCAUCGUCCCUUGGUCAAGAAGUCCACGCCAAGGACAUGUCCCAUAAAUUCAACCCUAAAGAGGUGGUUCUGUAUCAGUACGAGGCUUGCCCUUUCUGCAAUAAGGUCAAAGCCUUCUUGGAUUUCAACAAGAUUCCAUACAAGAUUGUUGAAGUGAAUCCCUUGUUUAAGAAAGAAAUUAAAUGGUCUGAUUACAAGAAGGUGCCCAUCCUUACUGUUGAUGGUGAACAAUUAGUUGAUUCGUCAGUGAUAAUCGAUAGCUUAUUCCAAAGGAUGCACCCUGAAAUUUCAAAGUCUGAAGAUGAUGAAGAGAUGAAAUGGCGCAAGUGGGUUGACAAUCACCUUGUGCAUAUUUUGUCACCAAACAUAUACAGGAGUACUUCAGAGGCUCUGGAGUCCUUUGACUACAUCACCACCCAUGGAAAUUUCGGUUUCACGGAAAGAUUAGUGGCAAAGUAUGCAGGAGCAACGGCAAUGUACUUUGUAUCGAAGAAACUGAAGAAGAAAUAUAACAUAACUGAUGAACGUGCAGCUCUUUAUGAUGCUGCUGAGACAUGGGUCGAUGCCCUGAAUGGGCGUCCAUUCCUCGGUGGGUCAAGACCAAACUUAGCCGAUCUCGCUGUAUUUGGUGUUUUGAGGCCUAUAAGGUACCUUAGAUCGGGUAAGGAUAUGGUUGACAACACGCGCAUAGGUGAAUGGUAUUCUCGAAUGGAGAACACGGUCGGAGAGCCUUCUGGGAUCAAAGAGUAAAGGAGUUUGCUUUGCUUUGCUUUGCUUUAUAUCUUUAAUAAGACUAUGAAUUACAUAAUAUUUCGCUGAUUUCAUGGCGUAAUAAUGUCUUCAGUUUUAGAACUAGAGAAAGAAACCAAAGUAAAAAACUUCUCUUCUGAAUGAGGAUUUAAAGUACUGUGACAUGCAUGGUUUUGUCAUUCAUGCUUUUGCUAAAAAGUCGCUUGUUUGAUUCUUUUA